GCGAUGGCGGUGACAAUAGGCUGCAUAUUGGGAUUGGCAGUGAUCGAUUUAUUUUUCUUUAGAUGAAGUUAUUGAAGAUCGAGCUUCGUUUGUGCGGCUGGGUAUUUCAUGGAAUGAGUGGAAUACAAGGGCAGUGGUGUGCGGUUUUGGUUUUGUGAGCGAAGAAACACGAGGCAACAUGAUAGAGUUUUAUUCUGCACCUCGGACAUGGAUUUCAAUGGCAAAGGAUAGGGUUUUAGAUGAAUUUUCCAGGGGUUGAAAUUCACUUCUACCAUACUACAGCAGUUCGCCCUCCUCCAGAACCACUUCCGUGCGAAGAAGCAAUUUGGGGAAAGCUUUUAUUUUUGUAUUAUUUUUCCUUUCGUAGUACUUAUUUUUAUUUCAAUUCGAGCAGGGAUGGUUGGAGCAUUUUGAUUUUUGAAGAACUUUUGAUUGGCAGUACUUCAUUUUCGAUCGUUUUAGGCUUCUUCUUGCCCGUUUUGUGUCUAGCGAGUCAAGUUGCUUUGUAUGGGUGGCUGACUCUAACCCUAUUCCUAGGGCUUACGAUCAUAUCUGUAAUAGCUGUCUGAUUUUGUCUUGCAUGUUUGCUCUAUAUUAAUUGAAAAACCCUUUAA
Molecule: messenger RNA, 614 nt
Organism: Cuscuta epithymum
Lineage: Eukaryota; Viridiplantae; Streptophyta; Magnoliopsida; Solanales; Convolvulaceae
Source: the annotation of a GenBank genome assembly